UCUUUCGGGAAUUUCCGUUGUUUAGUCAUUGCAACAUGGCCUCGCUUAAUUUUUGUGUUUUUCUUUCGCUGCUUUCUUCAAGUUUUCUAUUUUCUUUCAUUAUUUGUGAUGAUGGAGGGAUUCUGCAAAUCCAUUACCCGAAUAUUUCCUUAGAGGCGGAUAAUGAUGGAAAUGUCACUCUUCAGUCUGGUGCUGACGCCAGUGUUUACAUAGUACCAGGAACCAACGGCGGCAGCGUAUACUUCGAGGGGGAGGAUAUUCUACACCUCAUAAAGGUGAUAAAUGGGCUGCCGCCAGUAUGGAAGGAGCACUCGGCUACUGGAUUCUUCUACACAGCAUUUGGAGGGGAGACAGUCAACGUUAAACUCGAGGCUCUGGACCCUGAGAAUGGUAAAAUGGAAUAUCGGGUGGUCGCAGGCACAAUGCCGCCGGGGCUUCAGAUCGAUUCCGCCGGAAGUAGAAUAACAGGUCACGUGCCCGACGUAAACGCCAUCUACAGUUUCACAGUCAGGGCAACAAACUCAAAUGACAAAUAUGCAGAUGCGGUGUUCAGAAUGGAAAUUAUGGAGCGAAACCAAUGUAUUCCGUCCAGUCCUUGUCAACAUGGUGGCUAUUGUAUUGACAAGAUGGGAGAAGUUCCCUACGUGUGUAACUGUACAGAGCAAUACAGUGGAGUCAACUGCGAAAUAUCGUGUACGUCAAACAGUUUGGGUAUCAAAAAUACAUCAAUCAUACCAGAGGCCAUGAUGUCAGCUUAUCUAACGAGGGAAAACUAUACAGCUUCAAGCGGCCGUCUUGAUAACUCUGACGGCGGCGGCAAAGGCUGGUGUGGCGCCAAUGGGAACUCGUGGCUGCAGGUAGACUUCGGGAGACUAGCACGUGUAUUUGCUGCAAUCACUCAGAGCUACAGUAGCACGUAUUACACAGGUAGCUACCGUAUAUCUUACAGUACAGACGGAACAACGUUUAAUAACGUGCUUGACAACGUAAAUGGAACUGCUUUGUUAUUAAACGGUACCUCAAGUUCUGCGCAUGCCACGAAUGCGCUUCCAGAUCCUGUGACAGCACGGUUUGUCCGGUUUCAUCCCGUGAGUUACAGUUCCAGUCACUACCCAUGUUUGAGGGUGGACCUGAACGGAUGUUACGUGGACAAUUAUUAUUAAUUAUCCAAUUACUCGAUAUAAUAGUUGAAAAUAACGUGCAUAAUCUUAACGCGGUCUGUGAAGUGAAAAAUAAUAUUGUUUUGGAAAUAAAGAUUGAAAUAAAAUACAUCUAUAAAAUAAAUUCGGUGUUGUAAAGAUUGGGAAAAAAAUAAAGAUUCAAUGUC
This is a messenger RNA of Mercenaria mercenaria, 1327 nucleotides long. RefSeq lists its product as uncharacterized. Bases 36 to 1163 code for a protein of 375 amino acids. The transcript has 9 exons. The record is from RefSeq and is a predicted model, not a curated record. NCBI's taxonomy places the organism in Eukaryota, Metazoa, Mollusca, Bivalvia, Venerida, Veneridae.